GAUUGGUCGGGCUGGCGCGGCCGUGCGGGCUUCGAGUGGUCGAGUCGGGUGGACGAUGGCGGCGGCGGCGACUCCUCCGCUGCGGGUCCUGAGGGCGAUUCUGAAGGAGCUGCGGAGCCGGGGCGGCGAUUACCGGCACUCCGCCGCCUACAGAUACAUCACGGAGCAGUUCCGCAAAAACCAGGUUACCAGUGAGAAGCUGUGCCGUGCCCAGCAGGAACUCAUCCACCAGGCCUCCACCUACCUGUGUUUGCUGCAGAGUGUCCGGCAGCACCUCGCGCUGCACCAGGAGUAUCACGGCAAGGGGGAGCGGUCGCCCCAAGAAAUAGCACAGCAAGUUGGGUUCAAGCUGCCACAGCAACCUGGGGGCAAAGGGUGGGAAAAGUGAGGAACGAAGAAAGGCUCCAGCAACCUCGCUCUGUGUGCUGCCAGUUUCCAGGGUGCACUUUUCCCCAGAAGUGUUGCCGACUGUCAAAAUAGAUGGGUGAUAGUGGACACUUGCAGUUUCCUGGGCACAGUUUCUGAAUGAUUUGUGAUGUAAUUAAAGAAAAGCAUUUAAACCCCAUAUGUGACUGUGUCACUUAGAGUCACAAAGCGUGGAAACAGGCUCUUCGGCCCAACUCGUUGAUGCCGACCAACGUGCCCACCUGAGCCAGUCCCACGUCCAUAUUAGGCCCAUAUCCCCCUAAACCUUUCCUAUCCACACACUUAUCCAAUUAUCGUUACUGUACCCACCUCAACUACUUCCUCUGGCAGCUCGUUCCAUGUACGCACCACUCUCUGUGUGACGAAGUUGCCCCUCAGGUCCCUUUUAAAUCUUUCCCCUCUCACCUUAAACCUAUGUCCCCUGGUUUUUGGUUCCCUUUCCCUAGGAAAAAGACAGUGUGCAUUCACCCUAUCUGGUUUUAUAAAACUCUAUAAAGUAACCCCUACAUUCCAAGGAAUAAAAUCCUAUCCUGCCCAACCUCUCCCUGUAACUCAUUCCCUUUCUCCCAUAAUUCAUGCUCUUGUUAUCUGGCAGCUCAAAAUGGGGCAACCGUGAGCCACUGUGGACCAUCAGCAGCGGCAGAAUUGUAUUCAGUCACAAUCUGUAACCUCAGGAGCAGCACGUCCCUCUCUCCACCUUCGCUGCCAACGCUGGUUCAAUGUGUGAAAGGACAUGCAAAGAGCAGAACCAGGUAUAUCUAAAGAUGAUGAGGUGUCAGUCUACUGAGGCUAUAACACUGUACUACAUGUGUGCUGAACAGCAAAAAUAACACACAAUAGACGGAGCAAAGCGAUCUCACUACCCAAUGGAUCAGGUUGAAGCUCUGCAGUCCUGCCAUGUAUAAUCAUGAAUGGUGGUAGACAAUUGAAUGGCUAACAGGAGGAGGAGGUUCCAAAAACUUCCUCGCCUUCAAAGAUGGUAGGGCCCAGUACUAAAGACAAGGCUGAAGCAUUCACAUCCAGGUUCAAAAUGACCUUAAUAUGUGAAUAAAACUGGCUGAAGACUAGUGAAAUAACACCCAUAAAAAUACUUACAGAACCACUGCGCUCCGAACGUGACAGCUGAACCUUCUUUAUCCAGCUCAGAGAAUUAUUCCUCUGCUGCUGUUGGUGUUCUGGUCAUAAAUCCUGUCACCUUUUUCGAACCACCUUCCAUCCAAUGGGACAACUGCAGCACCAUAAGGUGACCUGCCACAAGAUCUAUUGAGUAAUGGACUAGCACGUCGGCAGACUGUAGCACUACCUUGGAAUGCACAAGAGCCUUUGCUUGAGCUUCAGUCCACCUCCACCGCCACAACCUUUCACAGCAGUUGGUGUCAUGAAGCUAACAACAUUGCAAGAUUUGACCAGUAUGUUUUUUUAUAAUAACUCAACAAUCCCAGACAAGUCUUCAGCUCAUUUAUGUUAAGUGGGGCAGGAGCAUUGGUAAUGGCUUUUGCGUUGUCUUGAAUUGGGUGCAGUCCUUCAGCACCCACACAGAGUCAUAAAUACUGCAUUUGCCAAGCAAGUACACCUACUUCUCUUUAAAUGUUUCCUGCCUUUUCCACUCUGCUGAACACUUUGUCCAUAUUCUAUAGAUGUAUUGAGGCUCCCAUAGUCAGGAUAUCACAUAGGGUGACCCUGGGAAUGUGAUGAACAACCCUUCCAUAGUUCACUAAAAGACAAAGCUCUGAAGGGUAGUUGAUUAUAUAGGAACAUGAAUGUCAAAAUUUCCUUAGACUGAUCCCCUAACGUACAAUAACUAAAAUUCCAAGAACAAACCCUCCCAGGUCUGAUGGAGGAUUUGUUCUCUGAAGCCUUCAGUGUGAAUUAUGUGGUCAACGUCUGGAGAUAGCAGAGCACACUCCAGCCUGUGGAUGAUCAUUGAAUAGUCUUGAUCUGAGCCUUGAAUUGGUCAUUGUCACCCAUGAAAAAUCUGUGCCGUCAAACAUGGUUAUGAAACACUGUGCAAUAUUUUUCAAGCAUGUCACUUGUAAGGUGCUUGUAGGACACAAUCACUCGCAAAGCACUGUUGCCUGGAGAUCAAUGAGUUCUGUUUGUAGAGAUCCUGGUGCUGAAUAAACAUUGACAGAGAAAGGAUUUUCAAAAUGCCAAAUAUCCACAUCUUGGAAUUCUUAGAAAACUGCUCCUUUGGUAGUGGGACCUUCUGCACUGCCGUGCCCCUCUGAAAUUCCAUUUCCGAAGUUUGGUUCUUCCUGAGUUGUGCACAAGCUGGAAAAUGAUGAAGUUUGUCCUCAGCUAACUGCUUACUAAACAGCUGCAGCUUUAUCUGAAACCCUUUCACACAGCCACACAAAUUGCAGAUUAUCUUCUCUUUGCCCUGCCGUUUAACGUUGAGAUUAUUUACAUGCUGAGUCAGUUGGUCAGAACACUGAGCUUCCACAGCCACUGUUAAAAAAUUCCUUCACAGACCCGCCUUUUUCAGCCGUGAACGUGUUGAUUUCAGCACACAGCUCCAAGUCUGCCACAACUGAGCCACUAAACGUCACUGUGGUGGAGCAUGUCACUGAACAGUGCAUCAGUUCCUUCCAAAUAAUUUUGGAAUUGUCUAGUUGAGGGGUAAUUGGUUUAUUAUUGUCAUAUGUACCAAGAUACAGUGAAAAGCUCUUCCUUCCAGAUGGGUCAUUCCAUACGUAAGUACGUCUAGGCACUACAAAAGGAAAAAGAAAACAGAAUGUAGAAUAUAGUGUCUCAGUUACAGAGAAAGUGCAGUGCAGGUAGACAAAUAAAGUGCAAGGGCCACGACGAGGUAGAUUGGGAGAUCAUUUUUAUUGUACAAGAGAUCUGUUCAAGAGUUCUAUCACAGCGGGAUAGAAGCUGUCCUUGAGUCUGGUGGUACAUGCUCUCAAGCUUUUGUAUCUUCUGCCCGAUGGGAGGGGGGAGAAGAGAGAAUGACCAGGGUGGGAGGGGUCCUUGCUUACAUUGGCUGCUUUCCUGAGGCAACAGGAAGUGUAGACAGAGUCAAUGGAGGGGAGGCUGGUUUGCAUGAUGGACUGGGCUGUGUUCACAACUCUCUGCAAUCUCACGUGGUCUUGGGCAGAACAGUCACCAUACCAAGUUGUGAUGCCUCCAGAUAGGAGGUGCAUCUAUAAAAAUUGGUGAGGGUCGUUGGGGAGAUGUAAAAUUUCCGUAGCCUUCUGAGGAAGUAGAGAAUGAAUUAAAUUUGCCUUUGACACAACAAAUUUUAUAAACCCAUUGGUCUCGUGCCUUUUCACAAAUCAGCAGUUGAUGGAUAAUGUCAUGUAAAUCAACUGAUUUUGCAAUGCCCAUUGAUUCAGCGCAGCUGUAAGCUCUUCCCAUUGACCUGACAUUUUUCUCCAUGAAAUUCCUUGUCCUGUCAGUGGUAACACAAUUCAGAUUAUUACACUUUAAACUCAGACAUGAGUGUUUGGCAGGCACUUGUAAAUUUAAUGCCUUUCUUAUUAUGCAGCUUUGCUCAGUAAUCAUGACUGAUUUGUCAACACCACAAAUUAAUAUAAGCAACUAAUUGUGUCUAAAGCAAUAGAAAAAGCAUCAAAAUUUUGGGAAUAAAACUGCGUUAACAUGUCCUCCAGCUGACAGACUCACUGCUACGAAGAGGUUUGGCUUUAGCCGGUAUAUAUCCUUGCACUGCUUAAUAAACUCUCCCUCUGUAGAAGGCUCACUGCCAACUGCUAUUAGAUGAGAUUCAUAGCUGGUUCUAAUUAGAGGCUAUAUUUUCCUCAAAUUUCCUUGUGAAGAGGUUUGCUGACCUGCGAGGAAUUUUUACAACUGCCCAAUUUUUUCCUUCCAGCAUUCACCUAGAGAACUUGCCCAUGUCUUUAGCCUGUUUUGUCUUCUAAUGUCAUAUUCCUUGUAAACCUUAAUGAUUUCUUGGCAUAUCAAGCAAAUAAUCUAUGUGAAGGUCAGAAAAAUAUUCGUAUGACUACUUUUCAUUAAAUUUGUGGCAUUGUGUAAGUCUCUCAUUUCCUUGGCAUGUGAGUUCAUGUUUGAAAAGGACAACACAAAAAAUAUGAUGAAGACUGGGAUCCGUUGCAUUCUGAUCAACAGGCCUGUUCACUACUUGCGUCUGACUGGCUGGCAUUGAUAAUUGUGCACUUUACAGUUGAACCACUGACAGCUGAGGAACAUCAAUGUGUUGUGGGGUUAUGUUUUUUUCCAGUUGGCAUGGUCGGAUUUUUCCCAUUUCCAUCGGCCGGACCUGUGGAGGGAAGAUGAAAGAGACUGUGCAAUCGAGAACAAAAACAACGUGAAGGAACUCAGCGGGUCAGGCAGCGUCUGUGGAGGCAAAAGGUGUUAAGUCGAUGUUUCAGGUUGAGACCCUGCAUCGGGAGUGAAAGGGAAUGGGAAGGAACGUCAGUAUGUAGCAGUAUGUAGGGGGUUGGGAUAGAUGCUGGAAGGUGGAUGGUGGAAUUGGAUGGGGAAGGGAUAAGGGUAAAUAGAACCGGGUAUGAGAGGGGGUGAGAGGACUGAAUGAGGAGAAGGAAACUAGGUGGACAGGUGAGUGUGGGAGGGGAGCACCGGGAUUGUGGCUUAUUUGAAGUUGGAAAAUUCAGUAUUUAUACCAUUGGUUGUAGGCUGCCCAAGGUGAAUAUGAAUGUAGGAUGAGUGCAAAUGCUUGGUUGAUGGUCAUCACAGUGGGCUGAAGGACUGGUUUCCAUGCUGUAUCACUCUGUACUUAAAGAAUAUAUGCUCAUUAAAUUGU
This is a messenger RNA of Pristis pectinata (smalltooth sawfish), 5170 nucleotides long. It is a transcript of the gene fmc1, whose product is annotated as formation of mitochondrial complex V assembly factor 1 homolog. NCBI's taxonomy places the organism in Eukaryota, Metazoa, Chordata, Chondrichthyes, Rhinopristiformes, Pristidae. Bases 56 to 388 code for a protein of 110 amino acids. Gene Ontology annotation, cellular component: mitochondrion. The transcript is spliced from 2 exons. The record is from RefSeq and is a predicted model, not a curated record.